Molecule: messenger RNA, 3057 nt
Organism: Diabrotica virgifera virgifera (western corn rootworm)
Lineage: Eukaryota; Metazoa; Arthropoda; Insecta; Coleoptera; Chrysomelidae
Gene: Graf
Product: rho GTPase-activating protein 26
Exons: 16
Coding region: 260-2791 (843 amino acids)
Biological process (GO): signal transduction
Cellular component (GO): cytoplasm
Molecular function (GO): protein binding; GTPase activator activity
Source: RefSeq, a predicted model, not a curated record
ACAACAGAAAACUUUCUGUGUACAAUUAUUUAUUCUAAUUCAACAGCAACAGGUUGUUAUUGUGAUUUUUAUACACAUCAGUUAUCAGUUUUAUAGGAAGGUGUUGUUCGAUAAGCUCUAGGUGUGACAUAUCCGAAAAAAGUGUAAAUGUGCAAUCUCCGUGUCAGUGCUUAUCUCGUACUACAUUUUUGACGGCUCCCAGCAAACUUUUUACGUCUCCAACUGAUUAUAUGAAUGUUGAGUGUAUUUAAAAAACAAUAUGGGGGUCGUACUGCCUCCUUUAGAAUUUACUGAAUGUUUGAGUGACAGUCCGCAUUUCAGGGAAAAUUUACAUAAGCAUGAACGGGAGCUGGAAAAGACCAAUCAACAUAUCAAGAGGAUUAUCAAAGAAGUUAAAGACCUUUUGACUGCAGCUAAACAGUUGGGUCGUGCUCAACGAUCUUUUGCAGAAUGUCUCAAGAGUUUUACAUUCGAGUGCGUGGGAGGGACACAAACCGAUGACGAGCAAGUCAUUUGUGCCUCAUUAAGUAAUUUCGCUGACUUAAUUAACCAGAUUGAAGAUGAGAGGGACAGGAUGUUGGAGAACGCCAAUUGCAGCGUCGUCAAACCGCUGGAGGACUUCAGAAAAAAGUACAUUGGAGGCGCCAAGAACGAGAAGAAGAAAUUCGAGAAACAGACCGCCAAGUUCUGCCAAAACCAAGAGAGGUACUUGAACUUGACGACAAAAAAGACGAAUUCGCUGCAAGAGGCUGAUGCAUCUGUGGACAUGGCUGAACGUCAUUUUUAUGCUGCUAGCAUGGAUUAUGUCUACUUAAUACAAGAAGUGCACGAGAGGAAAAAAUUUGAAUUUGUAGAAACGCUAUUGACUUUUAUUUACUCUUGGUUUACCUUCUAUCAUCAGGGCUAUGAAUUAAAAAAAGACUGUGAUCCGUACUGGAAAGACUUGCAAGCUAAGAUCCAAAAAACGCGCAACAAUUUUGAUGGUUUUAGUCAACAAUUAAAGAAACGUAUGUCCGAAGUACAGAAACAAGAUGAACCCAUAAGGAAUGCCAAAGGAUGUCGAGAAGGAUAUCUAUUUUUAUUAGAAAAAAAAGCCUUUGGUACCACAUGGACAAAGCAUUACUGUAGUUAUGACAAAGAAACCAAAGUAUUCAGCAUGCUUCCUUAUAAUCAGCUGACCACAAAAACGCUUUCACCGCCAGACAAAAUGGUCAUAUCGUCAUGCGUAAGACGGAUGUCAGAUUCCAUUGAAAAACGAUUUUGUUUUGACUUGGUAUCUGACGAAAAACCCGGCGUCACGUUUACAUUUCAAGCACUAUCAGAUCAGGAUAGGAAAGCAUGGAUGGAUAUAAUGGAUGGCAAGGAACCUACGUACACUAUACCUAAUAAUGUUAGUAAGAAUAACGUAGAAGAAAGGAUUCUUGACGAUAAUGGCAUUCAGUUUGUAAAAAAAUGUAUAGAUAUGCUGGAAAGUCGAGGAUUAGAAGAACAAGGCCUCUAUAGGGUCGUGGGAGUAAGUUCUAAAGUGACGAAACUAUUGAAUAUGGGCCUGGACCGAAGAAAAAACGACAAAUUGUUACUGGACGAUCCCGUUGAAUGGGAAACCAAAACAAUUACUAGUUCUUUAAAGAUGUAUCUACGAAACCUACCAGAACCCCUUAUGACUUUUCGAUAUCACAAUGGAUUUAUAGCAGCAGUCAAAAAUGAAUCAAAACAAAACCGUAUAAGAGAUGUCCAUACAUUAUUGUACAGAUUGCCAAAAAUUAAUUUUGAGGUUUUAAAAAUGCUCAUGAAACAUUUAACAAAUGUCGUGGCAAAAUGUGAUAAAAAUCUUAUGAACGUUAGCAAUUUGGGCGUAUGUUUCGGCCCGACUCUCCUUCGGCCCGAAGAAGAAACGGUGGCCUCGAUACUCGAUCUCAAAUUUUACAAUAUCGUAGUAGAAAUACUGAUUGAAAAUUACCAAAGAUUAUUCUUCAACGAGCCAGGUAGCGUGCCGCCUCACGUCCAGCCAGUCAGCAGCAAUAACAGUCAGAGCAUCUAUGGACCGCCUAAUAACCAUUUGCCUACGUACAUGAGCACCGAGGAAGGACUCAACAGCAGGACGUACAUGGAACCGAGUAAAGUGCUUGCUAGUUAUAGAGAGAGGGACUUUCCUCAGCAAUAUACUUGCACCGUCUCAACGCACGUGGAGCCCCGAAUAUCUUCAAGCAUGUACAGCGUAAACGAAUCAACAAACGGUUCCUUUGAUUUGUCCAGAAGCGAACACAUAUCACCCCGAGCAGCCCUUAAUCACCAACACAAGUUCAAGCAAAUGAUACCGAGUAUCGUGUCACAGUCUGAAACGAAUCUACCGGUUCUGCACAAUUACAGCCCUCCAAAUUUUAGGCCUUACAGCAAUAGGUUAGAAACUAAUAGUACCAGUAGUUCAAAUGAAUCCCUAUCGUCAACGUCCAGAGACGGGAAUAACUUAAUUGGAAUGCUACCAAAGAAAUCCAAAAGGUCGUACUACAUGGGAUACCCAAAAAACUAUAAGUCUCCGGGAUAUGUGAAGCUGCACUCCCCCACUCUAGUUACUAACACAUCUUCUAGAAGAGGUAGUCCAACACCUAAUAGAGUAAGACGAGUCAGAACUCUAUAUGCCUGCUUGGGAGAACAGGAUGGUGAACUUUCGUUUGAACCCAACCAAAUAAUUACAAAUGUAAAAUCCUCACAAGAACCCGGCUGGUUAGAAGGCACUUUGAACGGCAAAACGGGACUGAUACCGGAAAACUACGUCGAGGUGCUUCCUUGACAGGUUGGUUCGCUGGCGAAACUAUCCACGUCCCUGUGCCGAGGAAUAUGUAAAGUACUUCAACCAGAAAUAGCCCAAACCGUUCGAUUGAAUCAGCAAAGACAAAGUUUAGAUAGUACAAGGACUCUGGUGAAACAAUCCAGUUCAGCGAUGACGAGGAAAGGUUCUACGUAAUCGAUCAUGACUAGGUUUACUCAUUUUUGUCACGUUUAAGAGUACAAAGGUAAUAAUCAUACUUCUUAAUAAACAUAUCUGUUUUUCCAUGA